Durio zibethinus is the source of this 2178-nucleotide messenger RNA. Its product is annotated as GDP-mannose transporter GONST3-like. The record is from RefSeq and is a predicted model, not a curated record. NCBI's taxonomy places the organism in Eukaryota, Viridiplantae, Streptophyta, Magnoliopsida, Malvales, Malvaceae.
UUUUAAAAUAGGUUUUUCGAUCCUUUUUUCCUUCCGCAGCAUCACUUCCAAGUUUCAACAAAACAUACUUUUGCUCCCACAGUACCAUCACCACCGCUGGCCGCUCCGUCGCCACUCUCCUUCAUCGCGUUCGGUCGCUUAUAUUCAUUUUUCUGUCGCUUCUAUUCGCUUCGGAGUCCCGAGAACCACCGGUUGUUCGUUGCUCCCAUUCUCACCGAUCUCUCCAUUGAUUUAUUCCCUUCAGCAACCUCCUCCGCCUCUACCCUUCAACUUAUUGCUUCUUCACAACCCAAAGCACAACUGGAGAAAAAUAUCACAUUUUGUGUGUCUUAAUCUUGCGGCCAAGAUGAUGUCUAAGGAUGUGGAGCGUCCUAUAUUCAAUGGUCCCAAAGACUCUGCUCUGUCUGGUGAAGCACAAGUAACAUGGUAUGGUAGUUUACUCAAGCAAGUAUCUGUCUAUGGAAUAGCAGCAGGAUACUGCAUCUCAGCUUCUCUUCUCUCCAUCAUCAACAAAUGGGCUGUCAUGAAAUUUCCUUACCCAGGGGCACUAACUGCUUUGCAGUACCUGACAAGUGCAGCUGGUGUAUUCCUCUGUGGAUGGUUCAAGGUCAUAGAGCCUGAUCCACUUGACCUUCUGACAAUGUGGCGAUUCCUACCUGCAGCCAUUAUAUUUUAUCUGUCUCUCUUCACCAAUAGUGAGCUCCUCCUACAUGCUAAUGUUGACACUUUCAUUGUCUUCCGUUCAGUAGUUCCCAUGUUUGUUGCUAUGGGAGAGACCCUUUUCUUGCACCAGCCAUGGCCUUCCAUGAAGACAUGGAUCUCAUUAGGCACCACCUUUGGUGGCAGUGUGCUUUACGUUCUUACUGAUUACCAGUUCACAUUAACUGCCUAUACUUGGGCUGUUGCAUACUUGGUAAGCAUGUCUAUAGAUUUUGUCUACAUAAAGCAUGUGGUUAUGACUAUCGGUCUAAAUACAUGGGGUCUUGUACUGUACAAUAAUCUUGAGGCUCUCCUAUUGUUUCCUCUUGAGCUACUUAUAAUGGGGGAGUUGAAGAAAAUAAAGCAUGAAAUCUCAGAUGAGUCUGACUGGUACUCUUUUCAAGUGAUUUUUCCUGUGGGUUUAUCAUGUUUAUUUGGGUUGGCCAUCUCUUUCUUUGGGUUCUCAUGCCGAAGGGCAAUUUCUGCUACAGGGUUCACUGUUCUUGGUAUAGUUAACAAGCUAUUGACAGUUGUGAUUAAUUUGGUUAUUUGGGACAAACAUUCGACUUUCAUGGGGACCAUGGGGCUCUUGAUUUGUAUGCUAGGUGGGGUUAUGUAUCAGCAGUCUACAACCAAUAAGCCCAAAGCUGUUAAUGAAGCUGCAGUACAAGAGAGAGAGGAGGAACAACUGAAUUUACUUGAAAUGCAAGGCAACACAGAGGGCAAUAACAAUGAAAAGGAAGUCAUUGAGAUAGAAGAGAAGUGAAAGGGUUUAAAAUAGGAGCAUUCUGGGCCUUCUUCCAUCUGCACAUGAAAACCAUUCUGCAAUUCAACAUGGCUGAUGAAUUCUUGGGGGAAUUUGUCAUCCAAACAACAAUCUCUGUAUGCACAGAUACUUGAAUCGAAGAUUCAGGCUCAGGUCUAAUGCAUAUAUGGCGUUUAAUCUGGUCAGUCUUUUGUCACCCUAACUCAAAACUUGACCUUUUCAAAUUGAUACAUGAUUUCUAUUUCUCAUCCAACAAACUAGGAUGGGAGGGAGUUUUGCAUUCUUUUGUUUAUAUUACUAUCAUGAACAUUUAUUAACCCAAGCAACCCUCACCAUCUUACUGGUGCCUAAGAUUAUUAAUGCCUUUAUUGUAUGAAGGGGAAGUCAGGCCCUUUCCUUUUACCGCAUGUCAUUGGCAUAUUGGAUGGUUUCCUUUGGAAGAGUAUAUGGGCUGGUGUGUUGGGUGGAUUCUUAAGGGAUAUUACCUGGGAUAAAAACGACACCGUCCGGCUUUAUUGAUUCUUUAUCAGGUAUGGUGGUUUCGUUUUAUCGGCUAAGGGGGUUGAGGGUAUGGUGCCAUUCCCAUUUUCAGAUUUCAAGCAUUCACAAUCACAAGGGUCAUUGAGGGCAGAGGAUUUACAAAUUAUAUGGUCCGUUUUAUUGGGCGUGACCUUUACCAGGAAAAACCUAACUUCAUCUUCAUGACAUUAAUG